Molecule: messenger RNA, 615 nt
Organism: Miscanthus lutarioriparius
Lineage: Eukaryota; Viridiplantae; Streptophyta; Magnoliopsida; Poales; Poaceae
Source: the annotation of a GenBank genome assembly
AUGGACACCCUGGAUCACUCGGACGAUGAGGAGGAGCAGGGCCGGUACGCCACCAGCAGCGGCAGGCCAGGCUCCAGGCGCGGCGCGCGGCGGCGGAAGCGGAGGUCCGGCGGCAGCCACCAGCACCUGCUGCUCAUGGACUGCGUCGGCGGCAGCGGCGGCGGCGGCGGCGGCGACAGGGACGGCGCGCUGGAGGACACCGUGCCGCUGCCGGACUACGAGCGCCUGUCCCAGUCCGCGCCCCUCCACGACGACGCUGACGACGACGCCAACAACCCGCCUCCGGCUCUGCUGGCUGUCGUGGAGGAGGAGGAGGAGCAGCGGCAGAAGGCGCGGGCGAAGCAGGGGGCGGCGUCCCCGCCACAGCCUCCGCCGCCGCCAGUGCCGCAGCAGCCGAAGCCGGCGGCGUGGAGGUUGAUCGAGUACGUGCGGUCAAGGAACAGGUUGGGCGGCGCAGCUGGGGUGGGGGCCGGUGCGUGCGGCGCCGGGUCUGACGGCGACUCCAGGAGCCCCGAGGACGGCGAGGAAGGGAAGAAGGACAAGAAGAGGAAGAAGAAGCGGUCGUCGUGGCUGCCGGACCCCGACCGCCGGUGGCCGGUGCAGGGCUUCUACUAG